Molecule: messenger RNA, 1633 nt
Organism: Musa acuminata AAA Group (dessert banana)
Lineage: Eukaryota; Viridiplantae; Streptophyta; Magnoliopsida; Zingiberales; Musaceae
Product: damage-control phosphatase At2g17340-like
Exons: 12
Coding region: 225-1331 (368 amino acids)
Biological process (GO): coenzyme A biosynthetic process
Cellular component (GO): nucleus; cytosol
Molecular function (GO): ATP binding; pantothenate kinase activity
Source: RefSeq, a predicted model, not a curated record
ACCGAGGGCCGUCUCUUUGGCCCGCUCCGUGCUUUCGCCGCCAGCGUCAUAAGAGCCCGACGGAGGAAAAGGAAAUCCCCCUACUUCGCGUUGCGACUUCCAUUCCGUUCUCUCAGAUUUCCAAUUAAGUUGUUCGCUUCCUCUUGGAGCCGCCGGAGCUCCAUCGAGGGGGGAAGCAGCGGGAGACCAAACCCUCGUCGCGUUAGCGGAGAAACAGGGAAGGCAUGGAGAGCUCCUCACCGACGGUGCCGUUUCCGCUCCUCCAAACCCCGAUCGAAUCCAAAUACAGAGUCUGUACGAUCCCUUACCGCUUUCCCUCUGACAAUCCCCGCAAGGCCACGCCCGUGGAGAUCCAGUGGAUCGAUCUCUUCUUGAACUCCGUCCCCUCCUUUAGGCAACGAGCAGAGAAUGACCCUACGGUUGUUGAUGCCCCUAUUAAAGCUGAAAAGUUUGCUCAGAGAUAUACAGCUAUGCUUGAGGACAUGAAGAAAAAUCCUGAAAGCAAUGGUGGGCCACCAGAUUGUGUUCUUCUUUGCAGGCUCCGUGAACAGGUACUUAGAGAAUUGGGAUUUAGAGAUAUUUUCAAGAAGGUUAAGGAUGAAGAGAAUGCUAAAGCUAUCUCACUUUUUGAGGGUGUUGUCCGACUUAAUGAUGCUAUUGAAGAUGAUAGUAAACGAGUGGAAAACUUGAUUAGGGGAAUUUUGGCGGGUAACAUUUUUGAUCUGGGAUCUGCUCAGCUAGCAGAGGUGUUUGCAAAGGAUGGCAUGUCCUUCUUGGCUAGUUGUCAAAAUCUUGUUUCUCGACCUUGGGUUAUUGAUGACUUGGACGAUUUUAAAAUGAAAUGGACUACGAAGACUUGGAAGAAGGCUGUUAUCUUUGUUGAUAACUCUGGUGCUGAUAUCAUUUUGGGUGUAUUGCCAUUUGCAAGAGAGUUACUUCGACGUGGUACAACGGUAGUUCUAGCAGCUAAUGACUUGCCUUCAAUCAAUGAUGUUACAUACCCUGAAUUGGUUGAGAUUAUUUCAAAGCUGAAGGAUGAAAAUGGGCAACUCAUGGGAGUGGAUGCUUCUGGCCUUCUCAUUGCCAAUUCUGGUAAUGAUUUACCGGUUAUUGACCUUAGCAAUGUAUCACCAGAUCUGGCAUACCUUGCAAGUGAUGCGGACCUAAUCAUAUUGGAGGGAAUGGGAAGGGCGAUAGAGACAAACCUUUAUGCUCAACUGAAGUGUGAUUCCAUCAAGAUUGGAAUGGUGAAGCACCCAGAGGUUGCUCAGUUCUUGGGAGGAAGGCUUUAUGAUUGCGUAUUCAAGUAUCAUGAAGUUUUAAAUUAUUGAGGCAUCUGAAUUCUUUGGUUCAAUUUUCUCGUAACCGACAUGCUAGUGCCUAGCUACACUAUUUGUCAUCCAUGACACAGUAAGACCACCAUACCCAUGGAGUAGCAGCUAAGAAAAUGAAGUACUUUGCAGUUAAUGGAAUAAAAAAAGUAUGAAACAGUUUCCUCUGUUAUUGCCCCCACUUAAAUUAUUUCGAGGAGGCAGAAAUUUCAUAGAAAUCAUUCAUGUGUUCAUGUAUUUCGUAAAAUUGAUGAUAUAUAUCAAAGGUGAUAUGAUAUAGUGACUAGUAGUUUUUCAUUUUA